Klebsormidium nitens is the source of this 1378-nucleotide messenger RNA. Lineage: Eukaryota; Viridiplantae; Streptophyta; Klebsormidiophyceae; Klebsormidiales; Klebsormidiaceae. The record is from the annotation of a GenBank genome assembly.
GGACCGCGACCGAACCGUCUGGCCCACACCGUCAGAGUUCCGGGUCGACUUCGCAGAGCCAUUUCGAAAUGUGUUCUCAGUGGACGUUUUGGAUGCACAAAUUCCAAGAACGCAAUUUACAGUCAGCGAGAACAGCAAUACUUUAACUCUCACGACGCCCGACAAUGCGACGCACGUGGUCAGAGUCGCGAUGGGAAGUCAUACAGACACCACGAUGCUUGACGCCCUCAACAGUGUGCUGAAUCCCUUGGGGGUUACAACCACCUUCGAGUCAGCCCCGACCAACCUGCGGCUGACAUUGAAAUUCAGUUGCCCUCGCCGCUUUUCCUUUGACAUGGCAAAUUCGACCAUAAAUCACAUCAUUGGCUUUGACGAGCUCGCAUACAAUCACAGGAAGGCGGGCUCCUCCUUUUAUGCGGACCCUGCCGAGCCGCAGCGCUUCUAUUCGAUGAUCACCAACCCUGUCUCCACCACAAUCUACUCGUGGUUGCAUGCAAACUACUCACCGGAGGUGCCUCAGCCCGCCCCCCCUUCCCGGUACUACGCCCUGCGCCUGCUCUCGGACCAGUCGUCAGGUAUCUUGGAGAAUCUGCAAGUUGCCGUUGUACAACCCGGCACGCCCUUUGCUUGGCGGGUCGCCCCUACAGGGCCGAACGGUCCGCUCCUGACCUCCAUUGCAAGCGGGAGCGCAAUUGCCAGCACGGGCGGCCUUGCCACGAUCUCUUUCGACCAGAGGACCUCACCGUACCUCGACCAAUCGAGCGUGUACUGGCUAGUAUUGGACUUUGGGGCCUCAGGCAACGUGCCUCUGGUUGCUGCGAGCGCCCCUGACAUUCCAGCUUUCUCAGUCAUCAACUCAACAAAUCAGGUUUCGUGGGCGCCUCUGGCAGACGAUCACGCACUCGUCGUCGGGCGGGCAAGCAUCACCGUCGGAGCUCAAACCCUCAUUGCCCCUGGCAUGUACGACCUGACGGGCCUGCCUUAUGCGGUCCUCAGGAUCCCCGAGAUUGAGAGCAACAUGUACCGCUCGAGGGCCUUUCAGCCAUUCAACUACCCAUUGGCAAAGUUUAAGCUUUCAAUCCUUGGCUAUACUGACUCAAGAUUUGACUUUUCGACGAUUCAGCCGCGCCCUUUUCACCCGAUCGGCAAACUGCCUUGCAUGACGCUCCAAUUCUGGGGUUCUGACGGCUUUCUUUAUGACUUCAUGGGUGUGAAUUGCUCCCUAACCAUGGUAAUACGCUACUACGUGCCAAAGCCCAAGGGGCCGUUCAACAAUAGGCUACUGAACCCGUACUACCAGCCAGACACCAUGGUUCAGAAGAGCGAGACGGACUCUGAGGACGACCAGACCGACUUUGAGUCAAGUGAUUCCGACUAA